Molecule: messenger RNA, 1689 nt
Organism: Sclerotinia trifoliorum
Lineage: Eukaryota; Fungi; Ascomycota; Leotiomycetes; Helotiales; Sclerotiniaceae
Source: the annotation of a GenBank genome assembly
CUCUGGUCACCUCACUGAAACCAACAACCGUAUCAAAUAAAUAAUUUAUAGAAGCAAGAUAUCAUUAAUUCUCAUAAAGAAUGGUAGAGCAAAUACAUCGUGGAACUACAUCGUCAUGCCGUGGCAGGUUAUUUGGCAGAUCUCUUAAUUUGAUAACAGAUCUCCCAUCACCUCACCAACAACCUUGCUACCCUCAUUAUAUUCAAAAUCCUCCAAACUUGCUCAACCCUGCCUACCCCGUCUCUGUCCCCACUCUACCACAGUACAACCAGACCAAUUCUUUUUCCGCCCUCCCUCUGACUCAGAACCACCUCUUUGAAAUAGUUGAGGCUGUGGCGCCGCAAACCCAACCCCUCCAUCCAGAACACAACUAUUUACUCCUAUCUCUUUCGAGGGAAAACUUGAAAGCACUUUCUCUUCGACAGAAAAUUGCGGCAGCGGAAGCGAGUCUUUUUUCUCUUGAACUCGCUUCGGGAGUUGAUGGCCCCGGUAUCGCAGCGCUUUCUUCUGCCAUCGCUAACCCUUUAACUGCCAUAUCUACUACACAAGUACCCACGCGCCGCAAACUUAAAAAACAAAUUUCGUGGUUGAAAUGUCGUAUCAAGGAGUGUUCGCGGCAGGAAAGGAUUAUAACAGAGAGGCUACAUCAGAUUGGCGAAGAAGAGGAGAGGAGGUGGCGCUGGAUGCACAUUGAACGGCAGACGAGAAUUAAUGCGGAAAUGCUCGGGUGGCAGAAGGGGUAUUGGGAUUCUAUUGUUCGCUGUGGGACCGCGGCUGGAUAUGGACAUGGGUUUGGACAUGAAUAUGGAUACGGACAUGGACAAUGGGAUAGGCAUUUGAAUGCUAAUACGCCUGCAUCCCAAGCGGUAGCUAGUGGUGUUGCUGCCCAUGGUUCGGAAUCGCAGUGUUCAUCUGCCAUAAGAGAACAAUCCAACGGAUUUUGGAAUACAGAUGCCCUGUUUUUCACCAGUAAAUUUCUUUGCGAAAUCCUCUUCAUCGCGAAAUAGUCAGACAGGGGAAAGACUUAGUAGGGGAUGGGAUGAAUGUGAUUUAUCACCUUUAGCGGAAGAAAGAGCUGGGUUAGCUGAGGGAUGGACUACGGAUUUAGGAAAUGGAGAAGCCGAGAAAAAAGGAGAAGAUGAUGACGAAUUGGAUACGGGAGAAGGCUCAGGUUCAGGUUCUGGGGAAGUAGAAGGAGAAGGAGAAGGAGGAGGACAUUCUGCAACAGAAACAGCUAUCACGACACCUACGCCCCAACAAAGUGCGAGGAUGACCCCGAUGACUGGUGCAAAAAGUUGUAAUGAUGUGAAAUUGGCCUUCUGCGAUGGGACGUUGGGGAAUGAGAAAGAGUUUAUGGAUUUAGAGGAGCCGAGGGAUGAUAUGGCGGAUGGGAUGGAUAGGAGGGAGGAUAAAGGCGAGAUCUCGUUCUUGUUUAUGAAAGAUGGGGUGUUGAGGGAGAGGAAAUGUAAAAGUUUACCUUGGGUGGAUAGUAAGAGGUUGAUUGAGGUAUAUGCGGGGAAGGAAGAGGGUAAGAAAGAGGAGAAGGAGAAGGAGAAGGAGAAAAUUAGGGAAGAAGAGGACGGAACGGAGGGGAGUCGUUGAGGAGGGGAAUGAGGUUGAUCAGGUUUUGUGAAUUAUUGGAAUGGGACGAGAUGGAAUGGAAAGGUUUUGUGGUAGGGUUGAGAGUGG